Messenger RNA from Pelagomonas calceolata, 2128 nucleotides. The record is from the annotation of a GenBank genome assembly. NCBI's taxonomy places the organism in Eukaryota, Pelagophyceae, Pelagomonadales, Pelagomonadaceae.
AGGGUGCUAAGGAAUUAGCUGCGGGCAUAAGCUCUGUAUUUGGGCUGCGCUCUCACUCGUAGAGGCCAAUUCGUGGUUGUAGGAUAGUUCUGUUGACGCCCAGUCGGCGCCAGCGAAUCCUAAGCUCGUGAGCCACCACUCCUUUUGCCUAUCCUCCAGGAGAGGCUGCCUGGCCCACGCCAGCCGACGCGACGCGACGCGCGGACGCUUGGGACACAUAAAGAUGAGCACCUACGACGAGCGAAAAAGGCAAGAGGAGGCCGACGCCGCCUACGCCCGGCGUUUACAACAGGAGGACUACGACCAGCGCCCGGACGCGGGCACGAGCGCGCGGACCAUCUCGCAAAUGAACAGCGAUUUGCUCGCUAAGAUCGAGGAGCAGGAGCAUUGUGAUUUACCAGGACACAUCUCAAAAACGAAGAACAAGCACGCCGGUGCUGGUUUGAGUCGAGGCUUGCAAUCCGCGGUGGGCGGCGUGGCGGCCGGUGCUGCCGCCUUAGUGGCCGCGCCGGUCAUCGGCGCGAAGGAGGGCGGCGGGAAGGGCUUUGCUGCUGGUCUAGGUGCUGGUAUUCUAGGUGCUGUCGCCUUACCGUUAGUGGGCAUCGCUUCUGGUGUGUACGAGGUCGGCGUCGGCAUCGCGAACACGCCCGCCGCGAUUCAAGCGAGUGCGGAAGGUAAAGAAUGGGACCCGUCUUCCAACAGCUGGAUCUUCUACGACCUCAAGAAGGAGGAGCAGUUAUAUUUAUCCACAGAAGCCGACGACAAGCUGCGAGACCACAUCAACAAGAGGCGAGAGAAGGCCGGCCACGAGACCGAAACCACGCAUCAAGUCAAGGACACGAAGCUCUACGACAUCCUCGGCGUCGCCCCGAACGCGAGCGACGCGAAGAUAAAAAAAGCGUACUAUAAAAAAGCUCUCACGUGUCACCCCGACAAGUUUCCCAACGAUGCCGCGAAGAAGGUCGAAUUCCAGGCCAUCUCGGGCGCCUAUGCUGUUCUAUCAGAUCCGCAGUCAAAAGCUCGCUACGACAGCACGGGCGAAGAGAACGCGGAAAAUGCCAUGGACCCGUCCGUUUUCUUUGCGAUGAUAUUUGGAAGCGAAGCGUUUUCCGAGUACGUCGGUGAAUUGAAGGUGGCGCAGCUGGCUAACGGUGAGGGUGAUGAUGCGCCGGACGAUGCGGAGCUGGCUUUUCGGCAGCGGCGGCGGUGCGUGGAACUGGCUUCGAAAUUGGUGAAGCGCAUUCAAGAUCGAGUGGAUGGUGGCGACAAGGACGCGUUCUUUGAACGGUGUAAGGCAGAUGGGAGUGACCUGGCGAAGACGCCCUUCGGUGCUACACUUACGAGACUGAUCGCUCGAUCCUACAUCGGCGCCGCCAAUCAGUAUCUGGUGAGCGGGCCGGCGUCGAUCGGGCAGUCGAUUGCGGAUGGCGCCCAUUCGGCGCACAACUACUUCAAGGCGGGGCGCGAUGGGCUCGGGGUCGUUUCUGCGGCUCGAGCCGCGGACAAGGCCGAAAAAGCAGCCCAGAUGGACGAAGAAGAUUCAGUGUGUAGGGACAACGGCCGGCCCGCGUCGCAAGCUUCGUGCCUCAUCGUGCACGACGCGACCGUGGAGCACUUUUUUUCCGCUCAAGCGGCGCGCGACCGCUUCUCGAAGUUGAGCUAUGCGCAGACCUCUGUGUUAUUUGACAAGAAUGGGAGCGACUGGCGCCUCGCGCGGAAGUUCGGGCCCUCGCAGUCCGUGCAGCAGAUUUGCGGAUAUGUGCAGACCUGUCCGGCCAUCACGUCCAAAAUACUGCGGGAGCAAAUCACGAAUGCGAAGAAGGCUCGAGCCAUGGAGUCGGUCUUCGAAGCGGCUUGGAGGGUCAGUGUCCUGGACAUGGAGUCGACAUUACGCGAUGCGACGUCGAAGUUAUUUAGAGACACGUCCGUCGACAAGGCGACGCGCGAGAAGCGGGCCAAGGCCGUCAAGACGCUGGCCAAGGCCUUUCUACAAGCCGUGGACGAGGCGGGCCACACGGAGACGUGGAAGGACGCCAUCGCGGCGCAGAUCGCGCAGCAGACGGGCGGUCCCAUGGCGCCGCCGCCGGCGGAUCCGUCGUCUAGCUCGUUCUAAGGUUCUUGUGUAGUA